GCCGUGCUCCACGAUGAUGCUGCUGCAGCUGCUGCUCCUCGCCGCCCUCGCCCUCUGCGGACGCUGCUCCGAGCAGGACCUCGAUGGCCUGCAGCGGGUGGUCGGCGGGACCGAGGCGCGCUCGCACGCUUGGCCCUCCCAGAUCUCUCUCCAGUACUACGCCAGCGGCAGCUGGUACCACACCUGCGGAGGCUCCCUGAUCCAGAGGAACUGGGUGAUGACAGCAGCUCACUGCGUGGAUAGGAACCUGAACUUCCGUGUCGUGGCUGGAGAGCACAACCUCAACGCCAACGACGGCAGCGAGCAGGUCUUCAGCGUCAGCAAGAUCAUCAUCCACCCCUACUGGAACAGCAACGACGCCGCUGCAGGCUACGACAUCGCCCUGCUGCGCCUGGGCAGCUCUGCCACCAUCAACCAGUACGUGCAGCUGGCCAACCUGCCCCAGUCUGGAUACAUCCUGCCCAACAACACCCCCUGCUACAUCACCGGCUGGGGGCUCACCCGCAGCAACGGGCAGCUCUCCAACGUCCUGCUGCAGGCAGUCCUGCCCGUGGUCGACUACCAGACCUGCUCCAGCUCUUCCUACUGGGGCUCCACCGUCAAGAACACCAUGGUGUGCGCCGGCGGGGACGGCGUUCGCUCCGGCUGCCAGGGUGACUCCGGCGGCCCUCUGCACUGCGCUGUCAACGGCCAGUACCAGGUCCACGGCGUCACCAGCUUCGUCUCCAGCAAGGGCUGCAACGUCCUGCGCAAGCCUACCGUCUUCACCCGCGUCUCUGCCUACAUCUCCUGGAUCCAGAGCGUCAUUGCCCAGAACUGAGCAGCGGCAGCGCACUCCGGUCCCCGGCUCAGCCACGGCCACCCUCUUGCCCCAGCUCUCAGCUGAGCCCACCCGGGCCCAUAGCCUGUGGCAAUAAAAUCUCUUCAGCUCCUCA
Messenger RNA from Pogoniulus pusillus (Red-fronted tinkerbird), 935 nucleotides. It is a transcript of the gene CELA1, whose product is annotated as chymotrypsin like elastase 1. The transcript is spliced from 8 exons. NCBI's taxonomy places the organism in Eukaryota, Metazoa, Chordata, Aves, Piciformes, Lybiidae. Gene Ontology annotation, biological process: proteolysis. The record is from RefSeq and is a predicted model, not a curated record. The coding region runs from base 14 to 820 and encodes 268 amino acids. Gene Ontology annotation, molecular function: serine-type endopeptidase activity.